UAUUCCGAGGAGCCGUCGCCCCCAUCGUCCACCUCCGAAAGCCUGCCGACGCCGCCUCCUCUUCCGUUCCUACCCCGGAACAAAGGUCCACAAAACUCUGAUUUGAUCACAACUAGUCUGCCGGCUCUGCAUCUCCGCCAAAUCGAUCUAGAUUUCUUAGCCAAACAAGUCCCAAUUAUCCUCUAGAUUUCGGAUCGAAUCGUGCCCGCAGGAUAAGGAUAGGUUAGGGUUUGGAGACUCUGUCUAGAUUGAAAGGGAACCUGCGGUGUCUUGGAUCGCAGAUGGAGAUUGCCGGCUCUGGUAUAGCUCGCGCCGCCGUUGAGGUCGCUGCUGCUGCUGACCCUGAUCUUGAAGCCUCUGCUUGUGCCGGAAAGGGAAAAGCCUCUGCUUGUGCUGGAAAGGGGAAAACCUCUGCUGGUGCCGGAAAGGGAAAAGCCUCUGCUACUGCUGGUGCCGGAAAGGGAAAAACCUCUGCUCAUGCCGGAAAGGGGAAAGCCUCUGCUGAUUCUAGAAAGCAGGUAGUUCAGGGCUAUUCAAAGAAUAGAUUGGUCCAAGCCACAGUAUGGUUUCCUUUCUUGAAAGAAGGGCAAUGGGAAAUCGACGGACUUCACUGGGAUGAUGAUAAGCUAGAGAAGGAGAUCGAUGGUUGUCUCCGGCAGUUGAAGGACAACCCCUUUGUCUACUACGGAGGUGCUAUUGAUGACGAGUCUUUUCUUUUCCUUGACGAGCAGCAGCUAACAAUGCUGAAUCGACGUCUUGCGCUGUGUCGCAUCAGAGCUUAUGAGGACAAAUACCAGGAUAUGGACGAUGAAACACUGUCAGGGCUAUUCCCUAAUGACGAUCUCGAUGCCAAUGAGUACUAUUUGGAUUAUGAGCGCAGUUUUGAAUGGUACUUCGAUGAUGUAUACUGCCAAUAUGCUGACUUUCAGGACUACCAGCGACUCGUGCUUCGGAAUACUGGUGAGUAUGAAAAGUGGGAAUAUUACCGCAGGACUUGUAGUACGCUUGAGAGUGAUCAGGAAUAUGUCAAGUUCUGGGAAACAUUGUUAAGUACAACUCAGUUGAUUGGAUGGUACAUAACAAGGACGACCUGUGAGUCAAGAAUUGAGAGGCUGUUCUAUUAUCAUACACUGAAGAUUGCAGCAGUACAUCCCAAUGUUUACAAGACUUUAAUUAGAUCAGGCUGCAUUGAAUUUAGGCGCAGCUUGCAGGUUAAUUAUAUUUGGUCUGUGCCCUAUGCUGAUUACCUAUUUGAGAUGUGCAAGCUGCUUACUGGGGAAAAGCUGAGCUUCAAGGAUGCGUUGAAGCGUCUCUACACCAAUGGCAAGCACUCUUCCAUUUUUGCAAUCCAGGCUGAGUUUGAGCCAAAUUUACAUCCGUUGAAAGAGCUGUAUAAACCCUUCUUGGAUCACAUUGGUGAAAAGGCGGCUGAAGAAGCCCAUCAGUUGAUCAUGGACUAUGUUACAAGACAUGAAAGGCAACCCAAGACAUAUUAUGAUUAUGCGAAAAAGAAGUUGCGUAUUGCUGAAAAGAUUGGUUUGAUCCCCUCAUCGUCCACAAAAGCUCCAUGUGGAAAUGAAGUUAAUACUCACACUGUGAAGCAGGGGAUCGGAAGCAGGGGAAUAUAGGAGUACCAUAUAUAUGUACCUCAAGAAUCAAGAUUCAUUGUUUAGUUAUGUAGCAUCCUAAUAUAUACACUUAA
Molecule: messenger RNA, 1702 nt
Organism: Lolium rigidum
Lineage: Eukaryota; Viridiplantae; Streptophyta; Magnoliopsida; Poales; Poaceae
Exons: 1
Coding region: 282-1628 (448 amino acids)
Source: RefSeq, a predicted model, not a curated record